UAGUGGACACUAUAUAACUGCCGGGACUCGAUCGUCGUGUAAUUCCAGUAGCCGCAAUUCCCGAAAAAUAGGUGUCAUUAAUCCGGAGAUAAAACGAUGCCGAUCACUUCUUUCACUUCAUCCAAGUGUCAACAAUGGCCACGCAGUCACGUGCAGCAAACAAAAGUGUGAAUCGCUUGAGACAAAAGUUUGAGGAGAAAGAUGCUGCCCAUCAACCGACGGCCGGCGGGAGUGCGCCGAACUCGCCGCAGAUGUGCCGCCCGGGGAGAUUCGUACAGGCCAAGAGGAUUGGACAAAAGUCCGGGGAGAGUUCGCAGAUUCAUCGGCGGUCGUCCGAGUCAGCAGCACUGCUGGUGAGCCGCAGGAACAUUUCGUCUUCUUCGCAAGGAACAAGUGGUUCCGUUGCUGUAAAAAAUGGGAAAAGUACUUUCCAGCCUCAGAAAGAAUCUCCUCUGAUGAGUCGUCGAUACAACAGACAGUUGUCAGAGAAUGCAGCAAAUAGCAGAGACGCACAGGGAGUUUUCAAAGGAAACAAGUUCCCAGGACCAAAGCCGGCCUUGCCCGCAAAGCCGACCUUGCCCGCAAAACCGACGUAUUUAACGGUCAUAAAGCGUGGGAAGAGUGUAGAAAAUCUUGUCGAAACACAACCGAUAAGAAAAGAGAAAAGCAAUGUUAAAAAUGAUUCUGAGACUGGUUCCCAGACUCCAGAGGAGGGGAAACCAUCCAGCGUAGCAGAGAGGGCCCGACUCUUCUCGGCCGAGGAGCCCAGGGCUGGCGCCAUCCGUCAGCGCAAGCAGUCACCUGCCGGUGCCGGUGCCCUGACAUUCAAAGCAUGGGAAGAGAGCGGGGACCAGGGAGAUGACGAAGACAAUCUCUGCGACAGUACUAAUCAGAAACAGGAUGUUGAGCAACCCAAGUUGUUAGAAACGAGGGUUGCUGAUACCGAAAGAGGCGGUAAUAUUAGCUCGUCAACAAAGAAAGUUUUGGCGGAAUUUAGUGAAAGUCUCGACUCUGAUAACGAGCAUGGAUCAUAUAAUGUGUGGGAAGGGUCCGACGGCGAGGCAAGGGUCAUCCCGCUGCGACCCAACAAGCUGCUGCAGAGUGAGUUUGCACCGACGACCGGUCGCAGCGAUCUGCGACGCGCCAGUUCCUUAGAAGACUUGCCCACCAUCUCGGUAUCCUUCAGCAACGCCCGGGGCUUGUUCCAACAGGCCCAGUUUAUGAAGUCCUGCGAAACGGUGGAUACAACUGCGAAGCCUCCGAUUCCCAACAAGCCUCCAGUUUUCAAGAAACCUGCUUUGAGCAGCAGUCAGGAUGGUUUAAACAGCAAACCUGGCGUACCCCCCAAAAAAGCAAUCGGCAGUCCACCGAGAACGACGCCCAAGCCUAAAAUCGCCCUCAAACCCUCCGAACAGUCCAGAAUGGAUAACAUCUACGAUGAAGUUUACCAUGAGGGGAUGGAGGGGUCUGAACCAACUGGGAUCAGAAAUGACAGGGCACCUUCUAAGAAACUGGAGAAGUUUUUUGGUCCAGAUUUUGUUGCCGGCAAGCAGGCUGGGUCUGGGGACGAAAAGAGUACGAAAACUGGGAAGGGUGAGAAACCUGUAGUGGAUAUCAGAUUCAGGAAGAUCUCUGCCCCAGCCCGGUCAAAGACAGUCGACAGGGAAGGGCCGUACGCCGUGACACCACUCCCGGAUGCAGACAAGACUGAGUCCAAGAAGACCAAGAACCCAGCCGAGCAGAAGACUCGAGAGAUCUCGGACGGGAACGGCAACAAAGUGGUGUUGCGGAACUCCGGCGGCAUGUCGAGCGGCGACUCGGGGAUCGCGGGAUUGCACCUGGAGGCUUCCGGGAUGAAGAGGAUCAUGAGCAAGAGGGAGAGACGCAUGUCACGCCGGCUGCUCAGGCAGAAGAUCAAGUCCAUGGACUCGGAUUUCACGGAGGAUUCGGACGAUGAACCGAUCGGUGCCGACUCGGACUUUGACUCGGAUAGCUCUCUGGAAGAGCCAAAUGUGUUCCUGGAUGACACCCACCAAAAAGCCUUUGAGGUGCUCACGACGGAACGGACAUAUGUAGGCACUCUACAUCUCAUAAGUGAAAUAUUUAUGAAACGGAUUGAAGAAGAGAACAAGGAGAAGGCCUGGUUCAAUCAUUCGUUUAUCAAUGAAAUCUUCUCCAACAUAGCAUCCAUCUACCAGCUUCAUUCGGCCGUGCUGCUACCGGAUCUGGAACAGACGUUAAAAAAUUGGGAGAAGAAUCCGUGUCUGGGGGAGGUGCUGAAGAAGAACGCUCCGUUCCUCAAGCUCUACUCGGACUACGUCAGUAACUUUGAUCAUGCCAUGAAGCAGCUGAAAGAUUUGACGUCCAAAGCGCCCAAAUUUGCCGCCAAGCUUGUGGAAUUGCAGCAACAUGAACUGUGUGGAAAUCUUGCGCUUCAACACCACAUGCUCACCCCAAUACAGAGGAUACCCAGAUAUGAACUUCUCCUAAAAGAGUACUUAAGAAAACUGCCAGAUGAAUCUAAGGACAAGGCAGAUGCAGAAAAGGCUCUGGUUAUCAUAUCGGGGGCAGCACAACAUUCCAACGACAUGAUGAAAUCCAUGGAGCAGUUUGAGAAGCUGUUGAAGAUAAAUGAGAAGAUCGACGAAGUCAAUGUCAUUGACCCAACGAGGCAUCUCCUGAAGGAAGGCAAGAUGACCAUGAUAGUGGCAAAGAACAAGGAGGACCGAUACAUCUUCCUGUUCAACGACAUUCUCCUGUGCUGUGAAAAGAAGCGUUUACUGACCUCCACGACCUACAAGGUCAAGUUAAAGAUGGAAGUGGACGACGAGAUGAAGGUGAGCGUACUGGACAGUGACAGCUGCGGGUUCAUUGUCGUGAGCAAGACCAAGAGCAUUCAGUUCAAGACCAACUCGGAAGAAGACAGGGAGGAAUGGAUGAGAGUGCUGUUAUCAGCCAUUCAGGAGAUGGUUCGGAAGAUGGAUACUUUCAGGACAAACAACGCCGCCGCACGGAAUUUGAAGGACCAGUUUAUACCAGGGAAAACGGAGCCCCAAUGGAUUAAAGAUGACGAGACAUCCAUGUGCAUGAGGUGUGGAACGGACUUCAAGCUGACCAAACGGAGACACCACUGCAGAGCGUGCGGUGCGGUUGCGUGUCACAAGUGUUGCAGCUUUGAAGCCGAACUAGAGUUUGAUGGCAACAGAGUCUGCAAAGUAUGCGUCAAAUGCUCCGACGCCAUAAAUGGAAAAAACGACGAAUCGGAGAGAAUCAGUAGUACUAUAAGACAGUCGUUGAUCGAUAUAGAUGAAGACAACUCAUUUGGGAGUUUCCUGUAUCUCCACCAGAGAGGGGCGUGGACUAAGUUUUGGGUGGUGGUCACGGAGGAGAACUUGUUUGUACUUAAAGCGCCCAAGGACGUACGGGCUGUGAUUACCGUUCCUAUCAAGCGGUACUCCAUCAAAAGCCUUUCAGACACCGAUUCCGAUAGGGCCCAUGUAUUCAGACUCAGUUGCAGUGAAGCAAGAACGGAGAAAUACACAUUGUCAGCUGAAUCCAAAGAACUCAAAAGAAGAUGGAUGGCCGUUCUGACUCAGGGCGUUCAGGAAAUAUCCAAAACAAUGACGUUCUAACAAUCUGCCUGCAUCAUGCCAAUGAACCCACCCCACGAGGCCACACUCAAAGGAGGGCCACGCCCAAAGGAGGGCCACGCCCAAAGGAGGGCCACGCCCAGUUCAACCCAUCCUAAAGGGGUCCUCGCACUGAUGCCCAAAGUGACCACGCCUCCGUAAGCCUGUUUAAACCGGGUCCACCUGGAUUGAGCUGUCACAAAAGGGGGCUGCCCUCGGUUAGACCUGCCCAAAGAGACCACACCCAAAGAGACCACGCCUUGAAUGACAUCUUAAGCACCACACUAUUGUAAACCUGUUCGAAGGUCCAACUGGAAUGAGCUGUCACAAAGGGAGGGGGGGGCGCCCUUUAGUAAGACCCGCCCAAAGGGAGCCCGCCUUGAAUGGACACGCCCUAAGGCUAAGGGGCAUUGCCUUAUCGGUCCGUUUUAGAGACCACAUCUGCAAAAGGAGCCUCCUGCAUAAGCUCGACUCCGCCCUGAAGAGACUGCACCCUGAUGGAGAUAUCACCGGAGCCACGCCCUUGACACGCCCUUGACACGCCCGUACCCAUUGUUGCCUAUGUUCAGAUAGACCGUCAGUUUUGGGCGUACCAAACAUCUUCUAGGAGCUAUUUCACUGUGGCACGCCCAGUCAUCAGAUUGCCUCAUACACUUUCUUUUCUUAAAUACCAAGUUAUCAAAAGCAUAAACUAAAAACAUUGAAAGAGCCGAGACUAAGUAAUGCAAAAAGCUUUAAAAAAUUGUAAGAACACUUGACCACUCUUGACAAAAAUUGAGAUAAUAGUGUGAAAUCACACUUUUUUUUUUUUUACCGUAACCCCAUUGUUUCAUGAGAUACUUUUAUGGAGGUCACGUUGUUUUAUCAACACCUUCUGAUGUAAAUAUGUUUUUUUGAAUGAUUUCAUUAGCAAUGCGAGUCCAGUAUGUCUGUGUAUAUUGAUGGAAAUAUCUUAUGUACAUACAUUUUUGUAUCUAUAUAUUUGUGUAUCCAUAUAUAAAAAAAAUUAUCGAUGUUUUCAUUUUACAGAACUAUGCAGACUUUUGAGAAUAUGCAGAUAGAAAGAAAUUAUUUAUAAACUAUUUUUAACAUAUGUACCCUUUUUUAGAGUAAAAAUUUGUACAGAGAUCGUCAUUUUGUUGUAAUGUCAAAAGGGUUUUCUUUCUUAUUUGCGAAUAUACAUGUAUACAUGUACACAAUAUGAAGUUUUAAGAAUAAAGCUUUGUUCUAUGUGACAAGUUUUUUGCGGAGGAAUUUGCAGAGUUGUAACCACAAUUAUCCGUGUUUGACAUCCGAGAUGGGACCCUGUCUUUAUCAUGAAGACACCACAAAGGUUUCUUAAAUUGAGACAAAAUCUUGGAUAAUGAGUUUUACAAUCCAAACACAUCCUCCAGGGCUUGACGAGGUUUUAUAAUAUAAAACUGAUUUUUUGUUUAGUUGUAAAUAACAAACUAUAGAUCAGGGAAAAAAUGAGAUAAUAAUUUGCAGAAGAAAAACAUUGUAGAUUUGUUUUGUGAUUUGGUUUUUAAGUAUGAUUUGCCCAAGUCAAGCUAUGCCACGUUAAACUGUUUUGGUUUUUUUUGGGGUACCGAUCAUAACAAUUACACUUUCACAGUUUAAAAAAAA
Molecule: messenger RNA, 5255 nt
Organism: Patiria miniata (bat star)
Lineage: Eukaryota; Metazoa; Echinodermata; Asteroidea; Valvatida; Asterinidae
Product: FYVE, RhoGEF and PH domain-containing protein 1-like
Biological process (GO): cytoskeleton organization; filopodium assembly
Cellular component (GO): cytoplasm
Molecular function (GO): metal ion binding; guanyl-nucleotide exchange factor activity
Source: RefSeq, a predicted model, not a curated record